AUGUCCAUUCUUCUCAGAACACUUUCAAAAUCUCGCACUCACUCCUCCAAGCUUGUGUUUCUUCCAAAGGAGAGUGGAUCCGUACUCUUGCAAAGAAACUUUUCACAAAAGCUCACUGCUCUCUAUGCUCUCGAUUCCGACAGUUACAGCGAUGUGAAUUCCUCUCUCGGAGGCAGUGGCUACUUUGGUGCUCAACGUCAACAAGGAUACGAUAAAAGAGAAAACACUGUUGAAGAACAAUAUGCAGCCAAGAAAGAUUUUGAGCUUUUAUUGAAUAUGGCUUCUGAAUUUAACAAAAAACAUCCAUCCUUGAGAUAUAAGGAUAUAUUCGCAAUGAUGAAGGAAAAACAUGAGGCAGGAGAAGCUGCUGAUCUCGCCCACAUCAUUCACGACUUGACCACUCGUAAACCAGAUGAUGUUUUGAAGGACAGUUAUGUCGCAGGCGUUGAUGUGCAAACGAAAGGUAUUUCUCAGUUCACUGAUCAAAGAAAAGGACAAUCAGGAAGAACAACAGGAAAGGUUCCCGAAGAGAAGAAUCCUCAAAGUGUCGUCGUUCCAGCCAAGGAAGAACGCAAGGCCAGUGAUGAAAAUUAUCCUUAUGUGGCCGAUUUGACUUAUGAACUUUAA
Molecule: messenger RNA, 627 nt
Organism: Naegleria fowleri
Lineage: Eukaryota; Heterolobosea; Eutetramitea; Acrasida; Naegleriidae
Exons: 2
Coding region: 1-627 (208 amino acids)
Source: RefSeq, a predicted model, not a curated record